GCGCAGGAUGCGGCCCCCGUAGAGAAAAUCACCAUGGCACCGUCCGAGACAGAACUACUCCGCGAUCUACCCUUCACACUGCAGGGUCUGUCAUCCUCGAAGCUCGUCUUCCAAUCUUCGACUGCGCUCAAGCUGCCUGCCUGCCUCCCGGUGCCCAUCAUAGGGCUGCUGCACACUCUCGCCGAGCCAGCCAUCCUAUACAAAGGACUGGCUGGAUUCGUCGAGUCUAGCGAAGGAGACUUGAUCGGGCAAAGCUUCCGCUCGGCGUUGGGUAAGGAGUUGCGUGCUUACCUUGGACUCGUUGCCACGUUGGAAGGGCAGAUCAGACGAGCACUCACGCAACUGGGCGAGGGCGCUGCUCACCAAGGCGUCAGCAAAGCCGGGGUGACCCUGAAGCGAUGUGUCAUUUGGACUCGCGAUGCGACGAUGGGGUUGCGACUGAUGAGCCUCAUGGUUGAGCAGUCGAAGAAUAGCAAAGGUGGGCAGCUGAUCUCGCUCAUCCACUCCUUCUCACUCAACCACGGCGACCCGUAUGUCAUGUCCUUCGCCGAGCGCCUUCUCUCCGACGUCACACGGCCAUUCUACGACAUGUUGCGACAGUGGGUCUAUGAUGGCGAGCUGUCAGACCCCUUUGGCGAGUUCUUCGUCUCUGAGCAGAGCGAGGACGAGAUCUUGGACGUCACCGGCGAUCAAGGCAAAGGUGGGGCGACAAGCGUCUGGGAGGACAAGUACAAGCUCAACGACAAGAUGGUACCGACAAUCGUUGCAGACGACUUCGCCAGGAGGGUCUUCCUCAUCGGCAAGACACUGAACUUCAUACGCUACGGCUGCGGCGAUGCAAACUGGGUGGAUACCUACUCAAAAAAAGCGUCCAAGGAGCUGCACUAUGGCGACACCGCGAACCUCGAGCGAUCCAUCGGCGACGCGUACAAAACGACGAUGGCGCGCCUAAUCGAGCUCAUGGGCAACAAGUUCAAGCUCUUCGACCACUUGCAGGCGCUGAAGUCGUAUAUGCUGCUUGGCGCUGGCGACUUCAUUGCCGUCCUGAUGGAGUCAUUGUCCUCAAACCUCGAUCGCCCUGCCAACACACAAUACCGACACACACUAACUGCGCAACUCGAGCAUGCUGUGCGCAACUCGAACGCACAACACGAUACCUCGGACGUAUUACGCAGGCUCGACUCUCGUAUGCUGGAGCUCUCCCAUGGCGAGAUUGGGUGGGACGUGUUCACUCUCGAGUACAAGAUCGAUGCGCCUGUUGACGUGAUCGUCACACCGUACGGCUCCAAGCAGUACCUCAAGGUCUUCAACUUCUUGUGGCGCGUGAAGCGAGUCGAGUUCGCCCUUGGCUCAACUUGGCGUCGCUGCAUGACUGGGGCUCGUGGUGUUCUCGGUACUGUUGACGACAAGUUUGGCAAGGACUGGAAGAAAGCACGGUGCGCCAUGGCGGAGAUGGUCCACUUUGUGAACCAGCUUCAACACUACAUCCUUUUCGAAGUCAUCGAAUCGUCGUGGAUCGACCUCCAGAAAGCCUUGAACAAGCCGGAAAGCACGCUGGACGAUAUGAUUGACGCACACGCCAAGUACCUGAACAACAUCACGCGAAAGGGACUACUGGGAAGUCAGAGCAUUGACUUUACCGGUCAGUUGCACGAGCUGCUCAAGACGAUGCUUGCAUACAAGGACGUAGUCGACAGUCUGUACUCGUUCUCCGUGGCAGAGUUCACUCGCCGCCAAGAAGCCGCAGCGAAGAUUGAAACUCGCACAGCAGCCGGACGAUGGGGUCUCUCGGAGAGGGACAGCUCACGCACCUCGACACCAGAUCCAUUCGCAGCAUCGCGCGGUGCUUCGCGACAGGAUCCAGACUCACCAUUCCCGCUACCUCUGCUCAAGGUUGGCAAUGGCGGGUCGGGCGAAGACGACGUGUUGCCGGCGUUACGACAACGUCUGGCGCAUCUAGCCGUAGACUUUCAAGCAAGGAUAUGUCUGCUGCUGGGCGAUCUCGUGCACUCGCCAGAUGGAGAGCUCAAGAUGCUGGCUGUCAACAUCAACUUCAACGAUGUAUACAAGCCGGAGCGCAGACGAAGGAAAAGCGAGAAGAAGCGAGAAAAGGAAAAAGAGACGCCCGCCCUCUCGAAGGCCACUGUUGCAACUUAGAGACUCCAACGGGCCCUACGAGUCGACGGGCCGGCAGAGGAACGCGAAGAAGAGCGAAGAUGGGUUAGAAGCUGCUGUCGCCUACACUGGAGCCUAGGUCCUCCACCAGCUUGAAGAGGCAGCUUGGGGAGGCAGCUUGGGGAGGCAGGACUAGGAAAGACGCAGGACUACAGG
Molecule: messenger RNA, 2331 nt
Organism: Macroventuria anomochaeta
Lineage: Eukaryota; Fungi; Ascomycota; Dothideomycetes; Pleosporales; Didymellaceae
Exons: 1
Coding region: 34-2157 (707 amino acids)
Biological process (GO): microtubule nucleation; spindle assembly; meiotic cell cycle
Cellular component (GO): gamma-tubulin small complex; equatorial microtubule organizing center; mitotic spindle pole body
Molecular function (GO): gamma-tubulin binding; microtubule minus-end binding
Source: RefSeq, a predicted model, not a curated record